AGUAGAGUACGAUAUUUCUUCUUUCAAUGAAUGGACCAGACAGAAUUUGUUUGCUUUAAAAAGAGUCGAGGUGGCAAAAACAGAUGAUUGCACAUGCCCCCUGAAAGCCUUUGCAAUUUUAGUGCAUGACUCUCCUAUGGAUUGUGAAGACCAUCCUCUAACUUCUUUGAUCAAGAAAAUUUAUGAGCUUUCAGAAUGGAUAAAUAUGAAACCUUUCAUUGACCCUCCCAAAAUUGAAGGAGGACUUGAAGAAAAUAAAAUAAAUAAAGAAGAAAAUAAUGGCGAUAUGUCUGAUAUUGGAGAAGAAUUUGAUUUCUUCUACAAACUAUUUCACAAGAACUCGAAAGCAGGGUUUAUCCCUAAUAUCUCCAGCUCGAUGAAUCAGUGGAUGGAGUUUGAUCAGACAUUCUAUUCAUCCAAGUUCGAUCCCAAAUAUGACAACGAAGAACAAAAGUUUGACUUCAGCCUCUCAGGGAUUUCAGUACAAGACUCUGACAAAGUAGCCGAGCUCUAUGAUGAGUUGGAUGAAGAGAUGGACUAUUACAGACUGAGACUGGCAGCCAUCGCAUAUGAUUUAUCAACUCUCCAAACAAACUACCAAUUCAUUUUCAAACAAUUUGUGGCAGGAAGAUUUGUCACAAUAUUAGGUAAGCUUAUAUUUAUCCAAAGUUGCUGUUGCCCCAACUAA
This is a messenger RNA of Moneuplotes crassus, 688 nucleotides long. The record is from the annotation of a GenBank genome assembly. Lineage: Eukaryota; Ciliophora; Spirotrichea; Euplotida; Euplotidae.